Messenger RNA from Brassicogethes aeneus, 2453 nucleotides. The record is from the annotation of a GenBank genome assembly. NCBI's taxonomy places the organism in Eukaryota, Metazoa, Arthropoda, Insecta, Coleoptera, Nitidulidae.
GAAAUAUUGUGUACAUUAGGGUCGGGCUAAAACUGAGAGAAUGAGAUAUACUAUUUCAAUUUACGCAGUACCCACCUAUAUUCUUAAUAUUGUCAAAAGGUUUAGUUGAUAUUGAUAAGUAUUUGGUGAUAGUGAUGUUAGUAAUAGUUUUAAAAAAUAUUUUAAUAAAAAAAUUUUAAAGGACAAUAAUUUAAUUUAUUACAUGAUACCAUAAAUAUAUACCUACAUACUAAUAAAAAAUAAAAAUGAAAAGAACAAAUAAAAACAAUGAAGACUUUAAAGUAAAAUACAGAAAUGAUACGUACAAUAUAUUUUCGUUUUUAAACAAUCAUCCUGGAGGAGUAAACUAUGUAAGACCUUACGAAAAUAAGGAUAUUGACCAGAGGAUGAAAAACACAAAUCACUCAGAUGCUGCCUAUUAUUUAUUAAAAGAGUAUGUGCAAGGUGGACGAAAAAAUCUUAAGGAAAAUGACGAUUUAGAGACACUUGUAGAUUGGAACAAAGCCAUGUUGCCCCAGGUAGGAAAAUUAGGGGAACAUUAUAAAAAAUGGGUUUUAUCGCCUGUGGAUAGGCAUUUAAGGCUAUUCGAAAAUCCCAUUUUGGAAAACCUUACAAUAACACCCUGGUAUAUUGUUCCUUUAAUAUGGAUUCCAGUUACGUUCCUUUUCGUUCUAUAUGGUACCAAAAACUACUACUCUCAUACAAAAGGUUCGUCAAUUUUGGAACCAGCAGUAUGCGUGGCAUUAGGUUUAAUUUUAUGGACUUUAAUCGAGUAUUCUUUGCACAGAUGGGUUUUCCAUAUGGAACCAUCUGGAAGGAGUCAAAUUUUAAUUUACAUGCAUUUUGCAAUUCAUGGACUUCAUCACAAAGUUCCGUUUGACUCAAGAAGACUAGUAUUUCCGCCCUUUCCUGCCGCCAUUUUAACUUUCCUAAUUUAUAAACUUUUAUCUUUUAUUACCCCUGACCACUUUCUUCUUCUUCUUUUGGCUGGAGGAUUGCUUGGGUAUGUUGUGUACGACAUGAUACAUUUUUAUUUGCACUAUGGGUCCCCAAGUGAAAAUAGCUAUUUUUAUUUCAUGAAACGAUACCACAACCAACAUCACUUUGUGCAUUCAGAUAUUGGAUUUGGAAUCAGUAGCAUGCUUUGGGAUAAGGUUUUUGGAACCGUGAUAAGUUUGAAAAAACUUGCUUAUACUAUAAAAUGGUGAGAAACAUAAAAAAGUGUGAUUUAUUUAUGGUUUAUUUUUAUAGUAUUCAUAAGCAUUUCUUAAAAUAUAUAUUGUUUUUAUCACAUGGGUAGUUUAAUUUAUAAAAUAUUAAAAAAUAUAUAAAAACACAAAUAAUUUAAAAACAAUUUCAACACAAAAUUAAAAAGAAUCAAUGUUAGCAACUUCCAAAGAUCUGGCUAAAAAUAUUUGGCUAAUAUUGCAACAACCUUUACCACUAUAUCUAUCGAAUAUUUCCUUAUACGGACAUUCCGGCUGCAUCAACCAUUUUAAUUGCUGCAAAAAUAGGUUUGCAUAAAAAUUAACCUGUAUUGGAUUGUUGUACUGAAAAUGCGAAUCCCUUCUGACGUCGCAGUUUAAAAAACUCUUGGCAAGAACCAAAGCUGCAUCUGCCACCAAUGAGGGCAGAAUGCUUGGAUACUGAGGAAAUAGAGUUGAGAAUUCGAUUAUGAAAUUUGAUGCACAUUCUAUUUUCUAAAAUACAAAAAAAAUCAAAAUGUUUACAAUAGUAGUCAAGUUUUUAAUUGAAUGCUACUACUACUACUUUUUGACCUUUGAUCUUUGAUCUCUUCAUUUUAGCUAAUGUAAAUUAAUGAUUCCACGCGAACGAAGUCGCAGGUAAUUAUUAAGCCAUGACCUUUGACCUUUACAUGACCUUUCAUCCUAGCUAAUGUAAAGUACUAAUACUUACUUUGUCAUUUUCUAAAUUCUCCUUUUUUAGAUAAAAAUAAAGAAAAUCCAGCGGAUUGCUAAUAUUUAAAUCAAAAUCCAAUAACUUGAGCAUUGUUAGUUCCAUUUCUUUUAUCUGGUUGGUACUGAAUUUACCUUUGCAUAGUGAAAAAAGCUUGUGUACCUAAAACGUAUGUAUGUAGUAAAUCCAAACCUAAAAAUAAAAAAAUCUUACUGUAAUAACAUCGGAAUUAUUAUUAUAUUUAAAAGCAAUCCAUAGAGAUGUUAUGAUGACCAACUGAUAUUCCAUCUUUUUAAAAUGUAAUUUAAUUUUAUCAAAAAUCCUGAUGGCAGCCAAGUAAACUGAUUGGUUAAUUUCUAAGUGAUCCAGCAGCUUAAUAAGCCAAUCAACGACUACUAUCCUUAAAGAGCCAUCUUUAUUGCUUUCUAUUGUGCUCUUUGUUAGUAAAUAUUUCGUUUCUUGAGUAAACUCAUAGGUAAUUAUAUCAUCUAAAUAUUCUAAAGUAUAAAGGUCAUCGAUGUAUGAUUUGAUUUUAU